UGAGGGUGAAAAAAUUUGCUGAGGUUUAUAACUGUUCAACAAGAAACCAAAAAAUCAUUUGCUUGUGAAUCAAAAUCUCUCGGCCAAAGCAAAGGUUUUAAACAGUAGCCUUGGAAUGUUUGGGGGUCCUGGCCUGUUUUUUGGGAUUUGCAUCUUCAAAACUCAUUUGGUACCCUUUCUCUAGCUUCUUCAUAUAUAUUACAUAAUAACCUCUCUCACAUCAUCAUCAUCAUCAUCACAUUCAUCAUUUUCUUCACUCUCUUGAAGAAAAAUGAAAGGGAGAUUCUUCUGUCUUAUACUAACUCUUCAUAUAGUGAGUGUGUUAGCAAAGAGGCCAUUUCUUUCAUCUCAUGGCAUUUCACAUUCUGCUCAAGAAAAGGCUCCACAAUCUUCACCACCUUAUACCAUUGAAUCAAAAAAGUUGAAGGGUAUAAUGGGAAGAGAAGGAAAGACAAAGAAAAGGGAGGAAGAAAAUGAUAGAGGAGUGAGUAAAAUAGGGUCAAGUCCACCAAGUUGUGAACACAAAUGCUAUGAUUGUUAUCCAUGUGAGGCUAUUCAAGUUCCAAGCACAAGUAAUCAUUUGGGGAUUAUGUAUGCAAAUUAUGAGCCUGAGAGUUGGAAAUGCAAGUGUGGUCCUUCUCUAUAUAGUCCAUGAUUAAUCUUGUCUAUUAUCAUCCACUAAUAUUAAUGUUGUUCUUUUAUUUCAUUCUCUAGUUUUAUCAUGUACUAGUUUGUAAAAUCCUC
Lathyrus oleraceus (garden pea) is the source of this 744-nucleotide messenger RNA. Its product is annotated as EPIDERMAL PATTERNING FACTOR-like protein 6. Gene Ontology annotation, biological process: guard cell differentiation; stomatal complex development. The coding region runs from base 272 to 655 and encodes 127 amino acids. The record is from RefSeq and is a predicted model, not a curated record. The transcript has 2 exons. Lineage: Eukaryota; Viridiplantae; Streptophyta; Magnoliopsida; Fabales; Fabaceae.